AUGGACUCGACACGCUCCGUCUCACAUACCAUCCAGGGGCAGAGCACCGCGCAGCCCCUCACGGCCUCGGCAGCCGUGGCAGGUACCGCGACGCCCCCCGAUGCCUUCGACCGCCUGCAGCCCGACCCUGCGUCGCAGGCGCAGAUCCUGCGCUCGUAUCAGCGCGACGCGGCACAGGUGGGCCGUCUGACCGAGCUCGUGAGCGAGCUGCUCCGGUCCCUGGCUGGCACGCGCUGGCUCGCCCACAAGCAGACGAUAGUCGACCUCGCCGUGCGCGCCGUCUACCUUCUCCUAACAUUUGGGCGGGGACGCCAGACGCUCGGGGAAGAGUAUACCGAUAUCAUGCCGGUCGCACACAAGCUUGCGCCGACACGAAGGCGGCGCUUACUCACCAUCGCGCUCCUGCUCCUCCCCACUGUGCUGACGUCUCCGUCGAUGUUGCACUACCUGCGCGGGGAUCCAUACAAUAAUUCCCGGUGGGCCGCGGCGAAGCGCCGCGUGGCAAAGUUCAUCGAGAGUCCCCUCGGUCAGAGCCUGCCCGAAAUCCACCUCGUCGUGUUCAUGUUUAGCGGCCGGUUUUACGAGUUUGCACGCCGUAUCACGGGCAUGGCGUAUAUCUCGGACAUGCCGCCCAUCCCCGCGGAGCACAAGCAGGCAUCAUACGAGCCUCUCGGCCUCAUCAUGGCCCUCCCUCUCCUCUAUCGCCUCUUCCCCCGAAACCUGGGGACUACGAGUGCUUCUCCCUCUCGCGCUGUCGCGGGGAGCAUGGAGGAGAAGGUCACGCAGCACGACUACAGCGGGACGGCGACGCCCAUCAGAAAUGCACCCGAGGACAGCGUGGUGGUAACGAACGAGGCCCAGUACGACGUUCCCAACACGUAUCUCGACCCGGAGGCGCUCGACCUCCCCGAGCGCCAGUGCACGCUGUGCCUCGAGAGCCGUGGGACAGGUGAGGGUAGUGGCGGCACGACGGCUGUCACCGAGUGCGGACACAUUUUCUGCUGGGGCUGCCUGGGUGGACUGGAUAAGAUGGAAUGUCCCCUGUGCAGGCAGGCGCUGCGGAUGGAGCGCCUUGUCCCCGCGUACAAUCUUUAG
Cutaneotrichosporon cavernicola is the source of this 1095-nucleotide messenger RNA. RefSeq lists its product as uncharacterized. The coding region runs from base 1 to 1095 and encodes 364 amino acids. Lineage: Eukaryota; Fungi; Basidiomycota; Tremellomycetes; Trichosporonales; Trichosporonaceae. Gene Ontology annotation, molecular function: zinc ion binding. Gene Ontology annotation, cellular component: peroxisomal membrane. Gene Ontology annotation, biological process: protein import into peroxisome matrix. The transcript has 5 exons. The record is from RefSeq and is a predicted model, not a curated record.